Messenger RNA from Drosophila obscura, 2022 nucleotides. RefSeq lists its product as uncharacterized. The record is from RefSeq and is a predicted model, not a curated record. The transcript is spliced from 7 exons. NCBI's taxonomy places the organism in Eukaryota, Metazoa, Arthropoda, Insecta, Diptera, Drosophilidae. The coding region runs from base 66 to 1958 and encodes 630 amino acids.
AAAUUUCAAAUGACAAAUUUCGGCCGCAUUCAUCAUGAUACACAUGAUGAAACCUAAAUUGGGCUAUGUUGUGUGAAGAUGAACAGGAACCAGAGCAAGUAAUUUGUCGCUGUCGUAAUUGCGUUCUACGCAACCCUGAAGACGUUCCCUGGCCGGAGGCAUUGGAACUAGAGGCAGAGACACAAACAGAGUCAGUGGCUGCCCAGAAACCGGAGGCACAAAAAAAGGGGAAGAAACAGAAACAGAAGGCACCGAAGGCACCGAAGGCACAGAAGGCACAGAAGGCACAGAAGGCACAGAAGGGACAGAAGGAAGAACCACAGCCGACGGCUCAGGAGGAGGAGCCAAUAGAAAUGGAGAAACAUGAAGAGAAAAAAUUUGGGAGAAGAGGCUCCGUUCGGACCAUUGAAUCCUUGCACAGCAAUGCCACCAUGCUGGAGGCGGAUCGCGAUCUGGAUUUCCAAAAUGGUGAACGUCUGUCGGGGAAUGUGUCCGCAACUGACGCGCGAUCUGCUACGCAGCAACAGCCACAGCAGCCCACCAUUCUGCUGAUUGUGGUCAACAAACCGCCCGAGAAUCCGCUCUAUCCACCGCCAGGAGCGCCAGGUUACGGUCCAGGUCCAGCCAGAGGACCCCACAACUAUUAUAAUCCACCGCCUGGACCUGGAUUUGGACAUGGACGAGGACCACCUGGUUAUGGACCUGGUCGAGGACCACCUGGAUAUGGACCUGGACGUGGCGGACCUGGUUAUGGGCCUGGUCCAAACUAUGGCCAGUAUCCUGGCUAUGGACCUGGUCCAAACUAUGGCCCCGAACGUCGUCGCAACGACGGCUAUCGGGAGAAUCGUCCGUAUCCACAGCGCAGAGGAGGAGACCCUCGGGAACGCAGAGACUCAUACCAAAACGAUGGCCGGCAGCGACAACCUCCAGCGUCGCAAAACUGGCGAGGAGGACCUCCUCCUCAAGGAGGAAAAAAUAGUGGCGGUCCUCGACGGUCAAAUGAUGGCGAAGACGAACGUGACGACGACGGCGAACAACCAUCCCGAUGUCGAUGCGGACAGGCCGAUGGUCGAAAAAGAGGAAAAGCAGGAAAUGCAGGUAACACUGGAAAUGGCAGGGACCAAAACAACAAACGAUGUAUGUGCGUAAGUGAAGACGGGCGCUAUACGCAAAGUAAUCCACCAAGUCACAGGAACUGCCACUGCCACGAUAACGGCGACGAUGCGGCAACUACAACAAAAGAUGACAAAACUCAGGGAUAUCAACGCGAUGGAAACGAACGCGAGGGAAACGAACGCGAGGGAAACGAACGCGGCGGAACUGCUCGCAGCGGAAAUAAACGCGUCAAAAAUAAUCGCGGUGCCAAUCGCAAUGCAGACGAGCCCGAGAGUCCCGAGAGUCCCCAGAAUCCCCGUCUGCCGUUCAGCAAGGAAACGACCUGCUCCCACCAGAAGGAGGAGGUGAUCAUACCCGGCCAGAAGACCUAUCGCUAUGUCACAGUGCCCGUUUGCAUUACCCAUGGCAAUGCAAAGUCCUGUGUGUGCUGCGACUGCCGGGACGAGCCCGAUGACGAUGACGAUGACGACGAAGACGAGGACAAUCCAAACCGCGUAUGCGAUUGCAGCCCCAAGGGCCAUUGCACCUGCAUGGAUGGUCACGGUGGCAGCCAUUUGCCCAAUGAACUUCUCUGCGAGUGCGACAUGACCAAUCUGGAGCGAACGCUGCAACAUCUCAUACCCAAUACGGACUGUAUGUGCUACUUCAAGAGCAAGAAGAAGCGACGCAAGAGGAAGCCAAUUCCAUUUAAGCGAUACGAUCGCUUUGCGAGUCCCCCCUUUGUGCUGAACCCCCGGCCGCGUUGCCUGGAGUAUAGCUGCAACAGUUGCUGCUGUCCGGUGGGCAGGAGCUGCUACUCCCACGACUUUAGUCAUGCCUGCUGUCGUCCAUGUUGUUGGUGAUGCUCUGGUAGAUUCCACAAUCAUAAAAUAAAUCCAGUCAUAGGCCAAGGCCGAAAGAAAAAGA